Messenger RNA from Maudiozyma saulgeensis, 639 nucleotides. Lineage: Eukaryota; Fungi; Ascomycota; Saccharomycetes; Saccharomycetales; Saccharomycetaceae. The record is from the annotation of a GenBank genome assembly.
AUGAGAUUAUUCCACUACGCUGUAACUUUCUUCACCUUAUUCACCUCAAUUGUCCUUGCCGUUGACCCAACCAUCACCCAAAAGGUUUACUUCGAUGUUGCUCACGGUGAUAAAAAGGUUGGUCGUAUCGUUAUGGGUCUAUAUGGUGAUGUGGUUCCAAAAACCGUAAAGAACUUUUAUCAAUUGGCUAUCUCUGAGGAUGCCGAUAUGGGUUACAUCAGUUCUAUCUUCCAUCGUGUCAUUCCAAACUUCAUGAUUCAAGGUGGUGAUUUCACAAACAAAGAUGGUACCGGUGGUAAAUCUAUUUAUGGUAAGCGUUUCGCAGAUGAAAACUUUACUUUAAAGCAUGACAAACCAGGUAAAUUAUCUAUGGCCAAUGCUGGUAAGGAUACCAAUGGUUCCCAAUUCUUUAUUACUACAGUUGUCACUAACUGGUUAGAUGGUAAGCACGUUGUCUUUGGUGAAGUUGUUGAAGGUAUGGAUGUUGUCCAUUACAUCGAAAACGUUGACACCGACAGAAGAAACAAACCUUUGAAGGAUGUUAAGAUUAUCGCUACUGGUGAAAUCACUGAUGAAACCAAGAAGGAUAUCAUUGAUGAAACUUCCACUACAGUUUCUACUUCUCACGAUGAAUUCUAA